AUGGAUGCCACUUACAUGUAUAACCAGAAAAAUAACGUUAUCUGCUUUUGCGCGCCAGUAUGACUAUGCCAUAGUCAUGCUCUAUUGAUGGAAUCCUCUUUGUUAAUAACAAUAAGAUGAAUAACUGGUAUCCCUGCUAGCAGAUUAGGACGAGGCGCUUUCGGCUUUGCUGGGCGGGGCAAAUCCCUCAGCACCACACUAGCCCAUUUAAGCCAGCCAGCUAGGAGGCCCAUCCAUCCAUCCAGCGUCACCAUGCCGGACUUGGACGACGUCAACGGUGUCGUUGGAGGCGACGCAACCACAACCGCCACCGUUGCCGCCGCCACAACCAACACAGCGACCAAAACGGGUCGUGUAACCCGCAGCAGCACCGGCGGCGGCACGGCACCUCGCGCCUCCGCCGCCGCCAGCCUCGCCAACUACUUCAGCUCGGAAUCUGAAUCCGAAUCCGCAACCGAUGGGGACGAUGACGACGACGAGGGCGACACGGAUUACACGCAGGGGCAGGGCUCGGAGGACGAUGAGGAGUAUGGAGAGGAGGAUGCGGCGGGGGCGGGAUCGACGGACGACAGCGACGGCGGCGGACGCGGUAAACGCCGCGGCGGCGGCGGCGGCGGGUCUCGGAGCCGCAACCGAGCACAACAGAACCGCGGUGGCGGCGGCAGUCGCGGCGGCAGUCCCGACGGCGGCGGCGCUUACAGUGACGGCGGCUACACGUCGGGAUUCACGACAUGUGACGACAGUGACGGAGAGGACUUGUUCGGAGAGGACUGGGACCCCAUGUCGCUACUAGAGGAGCUGGAACAGCAGGGCGGAGGGGCGGCGGACGUUCCGGGACCUGGCGGCGCAGCGGCGGCGGGGGCAACGGCGGCGGCAGCAGGGCA
Messenger RNA from Astrephomene gubernaculifera, 884 nucleotides. The record is from the annotation of a GenBank genome assembly. NCBI's taxonomy places the organism in Eukaryota, Viridiplantae, Chlorophyta, Chlorophyceae, Chlamydomonadales, Astrephomenaceae.